Molecule: messenger RNA, 1366 nt
Organism: Amaranthus tricolor (Joseph's coat)
Lineage: Eukaryota; Viridiplantae; Streptophyta; Magnoliopsida; Caryophyllales; Amaranthaceae
Product: transcription factor MYB36
Exons: 3
Coding region: 135-1025 (296 amino acids)
Source: RefSeq, a predicted model, not a curated record
AGGCCUUCCAUUGCUCUUUUUCCUCAACAACAAGAACAUAAUGAACAAUUUUUAAGAAAGAAAUUUAGAGAGAGAAAGAAGAAGAAGGAAAAAAGAAAAGUUUUUUUAAAAUUUGAAGGAUAGAGAUAAAAGAAAUGGGAAGAGCUCCAUGUUGUGACAAAGCUAAUGUUAAGAGAGGUCCAUGGUCUCCUGAAGAAGAUACUAAGCUUAAGAAUUAUAUUGACAAGUUUGGCACCGGUAGUAAUUGGAUUGCCCUUCCUCACAAAAUUGGGCUUAAAAGAUGUGGAAAAAGCUGUAGAUUGAGGUGGUUGAACUACCUAAGGCCAAAUAUCAAACAUGGCGGUUUCACUGAGGAGGAAGACAACAUUAUACUCAGCCUCUAUAUUAGUAUUGGAAGCAGGUGGUCAAUAAUAGCAGCACAACUACCAGGAAGAACAGACAAUGACAUAAAAAACUAUUGGAACACAAGAUUGAAGAAGAAACUGCUUGGAAGAACGAAACAAAACCAAAUAAAUGGCUCCAACUCCAAGGAGGACCUUCCUACCUUAAGCCCUUCUGCUUUAGAGAGGCUUCAACUUCAUAUGCAACUCCAAACUCAACAAUUAGGCCUUCCCAAUUCAUUUUCUCCUUUCAAUAAUCCUUCAAUUUGGCCUAAAUUACACCCACAAAUGAUCAUCCAAAACCCUAGUAAUUAUAACAAUUUUAAUUAUGUCAAAUUUAUUCAUCAAAAUUCAGGAAUUAUGGGUAGUAAUAAUAGUAUGAUUGAAGAUAAGAUGGAGGAUUCUAGCUUAAAUGGAUCAUCACCAUCAAUAUUAAGCCCUAAUCAUGUUGAUAAUGUUACUAAUGAUGGUUUUGAUGCUUUGAAGUCUGAAGGGUAUUCAACAGGCAUGCAAAGGGUUUUAAGUUUUCAAGCUGAGAUUAAUGAACUUAUUGGUAGUGAUGAUAAAGUUGGUAAUAUUGAUUUUGAAGGGAUUAAUGCUUGGUGGUCUAAUGACCCUAUCUCUAAUUCUACAUGUUGGGUUUGAUCACAGUGCAAAAAUAAGACCGCAUCAUCUUAUUAUCGCGGCCAUAUUUUAAGGUUUUUGAGUUUACCGCGAUGAAAAUAUAGGCUGCAUUAACCGCAAAAUAAUCAGUUGUAUUGACAUGAAAUUCAUUUUUCGACUGUAACCACGGUCGUGCAUAAAACCGUAUUUUUGCACAAUGGAUCUCUAAAAAGUAUUAAUAUAUUGUAUAACAAUAAUCAAGAUUAUGCUUGAUUAUUAUAGUAUUUAAUUUAAGUUGUUUUUGUUGCAUAGAAUUGUGAUUAGAGGUUAUAGAUAUUGGGAAAAAUAAUGAUGGAAUAAUGGUUUAUUUCGGUGGUUUAUAG